This is a messenger RNA of Schistocerca serialis cubense, 1185 nucleotides long. Its product is annotated as phosphoacetylglucosamine mutase-like. Gene Ontology annotation, molecular function: phosphoacetylglucosamine mutase activity. Gene Ontology annotation, biological process: UDP-N-acetylglucosamine biosynthetic process; carbohydrate metabolic process. NCBI's taxonomy places the organism in Eukaryota, Metazoa, Arthropoda, Insecta, Orthoptera, Acrididae. The record is from RefSeq and is a predicted model, not a curated record.
AUGCAUACUAGACCUAGCAGCCUAGAGCUCUCCAAUGCUCCUAAGGAAGGCGUUACUGCUGUGGAAGGAGAAAUUCGUGAUUGGGUUGUUGUGACGACACCAAUGCUCCAUUAUUUUGUGGCUGCCAAAAACAGUGGACUGACACCAUCUAAAGAAAACUAUUAUAGAAAGCUUCUUAACAAACUUAGAGCUCUUAGAAGCAAGAAUUCUUCCAGUGGCAACUAUGUACCUGAAAUUUUGUUUGAGGGUGCAAAUGGCGUUGGGGAAUUGGUUAUCCCACUACUAGAUGGACUCCUAACAAUCAAACCAUACAAUAACGGCGAAGGCAAGCUGAAUUAUCAUUGUGUAGCAGAGUUUGUGAAGGUAGAGCAGCAACAACCAGUAAGUAUCCCAGAAGUCAGAUGGGCUCGAUGUGUUGCAGUAGAUGGGGAUACAGAUCGGAUUGUCUAUUUCUUUACUGAUGGCAAUAAUAAAUUUUACCUGCUUGAUGGUGACAGAAUAGCAACAUUGGUGGCUGGUUACUUAAUGGAUCUCGGUCGAGAAAGUGGUUUAAGCUUGCGAUUAGAUGUGCAGACUGCUUAUGCUAAUGGAAAAUCAACAAAAUACUUCGGCCGGCCUCUGCAUGUCCCAGUAGUGUGUGUACCAACUGGUGUCAAACAUCUGCAUCACAAGACACAAGAAUCUGAUAUUGGUGCAUAUUUUGAAGCAAAUGGUCAUGGAACUGUGCUGUUUGGACAGAAAGCUGUUGAGCUUAUAAUAAAAGCUGCUGCAGAUUCUAAUAAUAAUGCUGGACAGCAACUCCUUGUAAGCAUGAAAAUAAUCAAUCGAGCAACUGGAGAUGCACUAUCUGACCUUCCGCUAGUAGAGGCUGUGCUAAGUGCUCGCAGAUGGUCUGUUAUGGACUGGGCUGCAGCCUGUACAGAUUUGCCUAACUGGCAACUCAGGAUCACUGUCAAGGAUCGUAAUUUAAUUAAGACUGUUGAUGCUGAGCGGGAAUGUGUAUCACCUUUGGGUCUUCAAGACAGAGUGGAUCAGCUUGUAUCUCAGUACCCCAGUGGAAGGGCUUUCGUUCGGCCUUCUGGCUCAGCGGAUGUUGUCCGUGUUUAUGUUGAGGCUGAUACUAGAGAAAAUUGUGAUAAACUGGCUCAGAAAGUAACUGAAGCUGUUUUAGAGUUCACAGUUUGA